This is a messenger RNA of Ochotona princeps (American pika), 1426 nucleotides long. RefSeq names its product tafazzin, phospholipid-lysophospholipid transacylase (gene TAFAZZIN). Gene Ontology annotation, molecular function: 1-acylglycerophosphocholine O-acyltransferase activity. The record is from RefSeq and is a predicted model, not a curated record. The coding region runs from base 48 to 836 and encodes 262 amino acids. Gene Ontology annotation, cellular component: mitochondrial membrane. The transcript has 10 exons. Gene Ontology annotation, biological process: inner mitochondrial membrane organization; cardiolipin acyl-chain remodeling. Lineage: Eukaryota; Metazoa; Chordata; Mammalia; Lagomorpha; Ochotonidae.
CCGGGGAGCAGCAGGCCUCUGGGGGCGGGACGGGCAGGCAGGGUGCGAUGCCCUUGCACGUGAAGUGGCCGUUUCCGGCGGUGCCGCGGCUCACCUGGACCCUGGCCAGCAGUGUCGUCAUGGGCCUGGUGGGCACCUACAGCUGCUUCUGGACUAAGUACAUGAACCAUCUCAGUGUGCACAACAAGGAGGUCCUGUACGAGCUGAUCGAGAACCGGGGGCCCACCACGCCCCUCAUCACUGUCUCCAAUCAUCAGUCCUGCAUGGAUGAUCCUCACCUGUGGGGCAUCCUGAAGCUGCGCCACAUCUGGAACCUGCAGCUCAUGCGCUGGACGCCCGCGGCGGCAGACAUUUGCUUCACGAAGGAGCUGCACUCCCGCUUCUUCAGCUUGGGCAAGUGCGUGCCUGUGUGCCGAGGGGACGGCGUCUACCAGAAGGGCAUGGACUUCAUCUUGGAGAAGCUCAACCACGGAGACUGGGUGCACAUCUUCCCAGAAGGCAAAGUGAACAUGAGCUCCGAGUUCAUGCGUUUCAAGUGGGGAAUUGGGCGCCUGAUUGCUGAGUGUCAUCUGAAUCCCGUCAUCCUGCCGCUGUGGCAUGUUGGAAUGAAUGACGUGCUCCCUAACGGCCCACCCUACUUUCCCCGCUUCGGGCAGAAAAUCACCGUGCUGAUCGGAAAGCCCUUCAGUGCACUGCCUGUGCUUGAGCGGCUUCGCGCAGAGAACAAGUCAGCCGUGGAGAUGCGCAAGGCCCUGACGGACUUCAUCCAGGAGGAAUUCCAGCACCUGAAGACCCAGGCUGAGCAGCUGCACCAUCAUCUACAGCCCGGGAGAUAGGCCCCACCUGGCCAGCGCCUGGCCCUGGCCUCCUCUUGGCCUCCCAGGCUGUGGGGGCCCCUGCUGCAGCCCGAUUGGCUCUCAGGGCUGCCUUUCGGAUCCUCACCCCACAGCUGAGACUGGCAGAUGGAUUGAUGCUUUUAGCUCAAAUGUGACUUUUAGACAGAUAGGUUUCAGGCCUUACUAGGUGCCCCUCUGUGGAUACUGAACUCGGUGGCUCCUCUCACAUGACUGAGAAAGGAGGAGGAAGCUUCUGGAGGGAUCUCUUCCCUUCUGGUCUUUGGCUGUUGUCUCCCCAGGCUUGUAUCAGGAGGGGGCAAGUAGCUGUGUGGUAAGUGGGAGGCCCACAAGGCCCCUUAACCUAGUUUUUCACAACCUCUUCAGGGACAGCAGCAAGUGAUGACCCCUUUCUGCAGGUGCCCUCCCCCUGGAGGGCCUCAGGUAGGCUGCAGACAGAAAGGGAGCCUUCGGGGAGGGCUGCCAUGGGGGGACCCAUGGCCUGUCCAUCCUUUCUGUCCCUUGGCAUUGCUCAUGUCCUGGGGCCUGGGUUUUCACGUUUUGUAAAAUAAAGCAACCGUGUCGUGCUGUUA